GCCAGACAGUCCAGUUCUGCAAGCCAGGAAGACGGUUGUCAGGAUGUCUGGAGAGUUUGGGGAGCUCACACAGACUCCCCUCCAGAAAGUAUGGAUUCCCCGCACCAGCAGGCGUCUGCAGCAACGCAGGGGAUCCUCAGUGCCACAGUUCACCAAUUCACCAACUAUGGUGAUCAUGGUAGGAUUGCCAGCACGGGGAAAAACUUACAUCUCUAAAAAGCUCACUCGCUACCUCAACUGGAUUGGGAUCCCCACUAAAGUGUUCAAUGUUGGACAGUAUCGCCGUGAAGCCGUCCAGACAUACAAGAAUUAUGAGUUCUUCCGCCCAGACAAUGAGGAAGCUAUGCAGAUCCGGAGACAGUGUGCAUUAGCAGCUCUUCGGGAUGUCAGAAUCUAUCUGACUUUGGAAGAGGGACAAGUGGCGGUUUUUGAUGCCACUAACACUACACAGGAACGCCGUGCCCUUAUCUUGCAGUUUGCCAAGGAGAAUGGCUACAAAGUUUUCUUCAUUGAAUCCAUCUGUGAUGAUCCAGACAUCAUCGAGGAAAAUAUCAAGCAAGUGAAGCUAACCAGUCCUGAUUAUAAGGACUGUAACCGGGAUGAAGUGGUGGAGGAUUUCCUCAAGAGGAUUGAGUGUUACCAGAAAAGUUACCAGCCAUUAGAUGAUGAGUUGGACAGUUCCCUGUCCUACAUUAAGAUCUUCAAUGUUGGCAGUCGGUACCUAGUGAAUAGGGUCCAGGACCACAUACAGAGUCGCACAGUUUAUUACCUGAUGAAUAUCCAUGUGACACCCCGCUCCAUCUAUCUCAGUCGGCACGGGGAGAGCGAGCUUAACCUCCGGGGGCGGAUUGGGGGUGACUCUGGACUAUCUGAGCGUGGCAAGCAGUUUGCCUGUGCCUUGGCCAACUUCAUCCGUUCCCAGGAUAUCAGCGACCUCAAAGUCUGGACAAGCCACAUGAAACGCACAAUCCAAACAGCAGAAGCAUUGCAUGUGCCCUAUGAACAGUGGAAAGCAUUGAAUGAGAUUGAUGCGGGUGUCUGUGAGGAGAUGACUUAUGAAGAAAUCCAGGCCAGUUUUCCACAAGAGUUUGCCCUGCGAGAUCAGGACAAAUACCGCUACCGCUAUCCUAAAGGAGAAUCCUAUGAAGAUUUGGUGCAGCGCCUGGAGCCAGUCAUCAUGGAGCUGGAACGACAAGAGAAUGUCCUGGUGAUUUGCCACCAAGCUGUCAUGCGCUGCCUCCUUGCCUACUUCCUGGACAAAAGUGCAGAGGAAUUGCCAUACCUCAGGUGCCCAUUGCACACUGUUCUCAAGCUCACCCCAGUGGCAUACGGCUGCGAGGUGGAAUCCAUUUUUCUCAAUAUUGAGGCUGUGAAUACACACCGAGAACGCCCCACGCAUUUUUCCUACAAAGCUAGCCAGGCCCCCUUGUAUCGGCACUACCGCACUGUGCCAAUGGCUAGCCCUGAGCCCACCAAACAACCCUGCUGGAAAGAUCUGGGGCGCUCUCCUCCCUCUUGCCUGUUUGACCCUCAGAAUGUUGAUGUGUCACGAGAACCUAUGGAAGCCCUACACACCGUGCCAGACCAUUAUUAAACACUAAAAACAAAAAUAAACUUACUUUAUUGAAGAGGUUCUAUUACUAA
Molecule: messenger RNA, 1644 nt
Organism: Notechis scutatus (mainland tiger snake)
Lineage: Eukaryota; Metazoa; Chordata; Lepidosauria; Squamata; Elapidae
Gene: PFKFB1
Product: 6-phosphofructo-2-kinase/fructose-2,6-biphosphatase 1
Biological process (GO): fructose metabolic process; fructose 2,6-bisphosphate metabolic process
Cellular component (GO): 6-phosphofructo-2-kinase/fructose-2,6-biphosphatase complex; cytosol
Molecular function (GO): fructose-2,6-bisphosphate 2-phosphatase activity; ATP binding; 6-phosphofructo-2-kinase activity
Source: RefSeq, a predicted model, not a curated record